This is a messenger RNA of Coregonus clupeaformis (lake whitefish), 1303 nucleotides long. RefSeq names its product hematopoietically-expressed homeobox protein hhex. The transcript has 5 exons. Gene Ontology annotation, molecular function: RNA polymerase II cis-regulatory region sequence-specific DNA binding; DNA-binding transcription factor activity, RNA polymerase II-specific. Bases 200 to 1072 code for a protein of 290 amino acids. The record is from RefSeq and is a predicted model, not a curated record. Gene Ontology annotation, biological process: regulation of transcription by RNA polymerase II; cell differentiation. NCBI's taxonomy places the organism in Eukaryota, Metazoa, Chordata, Actinopteri, Salmoniformes, Salmonidae.
CUGCUCGGUUAUCUCCUCCCUCUAAUGCUGAGAUAUGAAGUAGCCUUAACUGGUGUCACAAUCACCAGCCAACAAACCUCAGCUACUCAUGGAGAGAGAGAGAGAGGCGCCUAUAGGUUUCCUACAGUUCUUCCUUUUGACAGCAGAAGAUAAUAUAGUUGGAUAGAGAUAUUAUUCAGCAGCAUUACGCAAGGUAAUCAUGCAGUACCAACACAGUGUGCCUUCGGCCAUGGGUGUUCCUCUUUACGCGCCGACCCCUAUCCAGCCCGUCCACCCAACUCCUUUCUACAUAGAAGACAUCCUGGGGAGAAAUGAGACCCCGGCCCAGUCUUCAGCGGUGGUCCCCACGCCAACUCUACCGUCUCCGAACUCAUCCUUCACCAGUUUGGUCUCUCCGUACCGGACCCCCAUCUAUGAACCGACACCGAUCCACCCUGCGUUCUCUCACCACGCUGCGCUGACAGCCUCAUAUGCCUCGGGGGCAAAUUCACUGUAUCCAUUCUACCGCUCUAUGGGGGACUAUACCCAUGCCCUGAUCAGGCACGAUCCGCUUGAUUUCCAUCCUAAAGGGGUAGUAUAUUUUAGAGGUAAACAACUUUUAUGGAGCCCAUUCAUUCAGCGUCCACUGCACAAGAGAAAAGGUGGACAAGUCCGAUUCUCCAACGACCAGACAAUCGAGUUGGAAAAGAAGUUUGAGACCCAGAAAUACCUUUCACCCCCAGAACGAAAACGACUGGCUAAAAUGUUACAACUGAGUGAACGACAGGUGAAGACAUGGUUCCAAAAUCGAAGAGCCAAGUGGAGGCGACUGAAGCAGGAGAACCCUACCGGCAGUAAGAGAGAUCUGGAGGACGAGAGCACCGGGAGAAACUGCGAGGAGGGACCGGAGUCAGGCGUGAGCCUCAGCCCAGGCCGGGACCAGAGAUGUCGGCCUACAGAAAUGACCCAUCGGUUGCAGUGUUCCACGUCGCCUCUAUCACAAGGAGAAAUAGAGUCAGACAUUUCAGAUGAUACAGACCAAGAGCUGGACAUAGAGGACGACAUGGGGUUUCCACUGAAUCCACCGAUAUGAGAACAUCAGAUCACAGUUUACAGGUCAAUCUAGAUGUUAUCCCACUGGGUGACUGACGGCCGGGAAGAGGACCAAUAGCCCGACUCCAAACAUUGUUGUAGCAUCUUUCUGGGACAUAGAUUUGUUUUGUAUGUAAUUACCUGUAUAUUUUGUGAUGUUGUUUUGAUGUCAUUAUGAGUUAAAAAUAAAUAUUAAUUUAGCAUUAAAUUAGCAUAAUACAAUUAGCGGAAA